Messenger RNA from Fusarium sp. VM40, 3483 nucleotides. The record is from the annotation of a GenBank genome assembly. Lineage: Eukaryota; Fungi; Ascomycota; Sordariomycetes; Hypocreales; Nectriaceae.
AUGGCCUCUCAUCAUCCAACCUCCAUCGACGCAGGGAGAUACACCACCAUCGAUUUAACCCUGGAGGAUAGUGAUUCUGACACUCGUCGACAUCCGUCAGUAUCUUUCAAUCGCGCAGAGACCACUACGGCGCGUUUCGCCCCAAACUUUAUUGCUGAGCGCCCGUCAUCCACCCACGCGCCCGUCAGCCCGCCAAAGGUGAAUCGAUCUACGGCCUCCAUCACCGCCAGCCAGGACAAGCAAUCUUAUGCUGAGUCGCACCGUCCAGCGUCGUCUUCAACCGUCAAGCUGGGCCAGAAAGUGACCACGGUAACCGUCAGCCUUGACGAUGCUCACAGAAUGGCAAAGCUGUCUAGUGUGACAGCCUCCAACUUGGCACCUCGCCAGGUGACGCCAACACUUGAAAAAGAUGAUACCAAAUCAACCGAGCAGCCUAAGCAGGCCUCUCUCAAAUAUCAGACACCUAGGAAACCGGAAUGGGAUGUCGCCGCUAUUGCUCAAAAGUUAAACCAUUUUCGCCAAGAUAUCAAAGAUGGUCAUAACCGUAUGACCUCUUAUAUCAUUGAGUCCACCAAACCCAAAGAACGUCGAGUUCUUACGGGAAAUAGCCUCUUUGCCAGUCUCACUAGCAACCCUGUGCCAGCCAAGAAGGGCGAAACGAUGAGAAUCAAAUCCAAAGAACAUACUAAGCUUAAGAACAACAAACGUGAGGAUCAUUACAACAUCGUGCGCAUUCUAACAGAUGAAGAGCGUGUCCCACGGUAUCGCUUUCACCACGUGGAAAUCAAAAAGAACAUUUUGACUCCCAACACAAUGCUUACAUUCGUGCCCCACUUGAGAGAUCUUGAGACCUCGGAAGAGACCAAGUACAAUAUUUGGCUCCAAGAGCUGGAGGAUAUUGACCGCAAGUCCGGGUUCAAGCCUAUGAGCCGCGAGGAAAAAGUGCGCAUUGCUGUUCGUUCAGAAUUCGCCUCGACCGUUUCGCUCUACCUCGAGAGCUGGCUGGACAAGCUCUCACUGCCUGGUUGCAACAAAUCAACCCUCAUCCGCUACAUGGCAAGUCGUGAACCCGACGACGCAAUUACACCUCGACAAAAAUCAGACAUUCUUAAUUCCCAUCGCCCAGCCGAGUCCACCACACCACCUGAAGCAAACAGGGCCGCCGACAUGUUUACAGAAGCAUUUCAUCGCGUGUUCCACCAAGGGCAGCCUCCAAACAAACAGAUUGAGCUGCGAGAUGUUCUCCUGCUAGACGAGUCGGUUGACAGCAUUAUGGAAACCAAACCAACUGCCAAGGAUGGCUCCAGCACACAAAACGAAAAUGAACUCGAAGCCGUCGAGUACUGGCUGGGCACCUAUUCAAUCCUCGGGUGUAUUGUUUGCUUUAGUCAUUCUUGUGAACAUGGCGAAUACGAUGCCCAGAACUGCAAGCGUACCCUCUCAAUUGUCCCACGUCUCUCAGAGACCCUUAAACGACGGCGUCGCUUGACUUACGAUGAGCCUGGUACGUCCAAUGGCCUCACUUCCCCAUCACAGCUUUGCAGGCGGAACUGCUAUCGAUCAUCGCCUCGACCCGUUGCUCUCUCGAUUCAGCCUCCCUGGAAAGAAGAAGACCGUUAUAUCCUGCGGUGCAUAGCAGCUGCAGCCGAUCACAGUCAAGUCAAGAAAGACACCUUCUGUAUGGUAGCACAACUUCUUGAUCGUGAUUGCAGUGACGUUUUCAACGAACAUGAACGGAUGAACCUAUCUCUGCCCCCGCCCGAGCCAGCGACCAAAAUGUCAAUCCGGACAAUCAGUUGGUAUGAUCGAUUCAAGAAGACACUUAUCGGCGAUUGGGAAACCCACACCCAUACUCAUGAGCAUCAGCGUCGUGAACUCUCGGAGCCUUGUUCACAUGAAGGACCAUGUACUAACGAAAGUUGUAUUUGCGUUCAGAACAAUGUGCUGUGCGAAAAAUUCUGCGGCUGUACGGUGGAGACUUGCGCCUACAAAUUUACAGGUUGCGCCUGUCACUCACAAGGCAAAACAUGUCUGUCGAAACAAAAGGACAGGCCAUGCAUCUGCGUACAGCUCAACCGCGAAUGCGACCCAGACGUAUGCGGAAAGUGUGGAGUGCUGGAGAGAGCUGAUCCUGAGAAUAUGGACGACGAAGUUCUCCAUUCCACCGGCUGUCAAAAUUGUGCAUUGCAACGCAAUCAAUCUAAAAGCCUCGCUCUGGGCCAAAGUCAGCUCGAAGGAGUUGGCUAUGGACUGUUCACUGUUGAGCCUAUCGCACAAGACGAUUUCAUAAUUGAAUAUGUCGGAGAACUAAUCACUCAUGAUGAGGGAGUACGACGAGAAGCCAGACGGGGCGAUGUGUUUGAUGAAGCAUCCAACGUUUCAUACGUCUUCACCCUUUUAGAUUAUGAGGGCAUUUGGGUGGACGCUGUCACGUACGGUAACUUGAGUCGUUACAUUAACCACGCAUCGGAAAGCGAUAAGCGUGGAUGCAACAUUACGCCUCGGAUUCUCUACGUCAAUGGCGAGUAUCGCAUCAAGUUUACAGCUAUGCGUGACAUCGAAGCUGGAGAAGAAUUGUUCUUUAACUACGGCGAGAACUUCCCCAACUUGACUAAGAAACUGCUCGACCAUAAGGUGGGAGGGAAGUCUGAUCAGGGCAAAAAGCGACCGCGACGACCUACCGGAGAAGGAGUAGCGCGGAAAGCUCCCAAGACGGACAAGAAGAAGCCUGCGAAGGGGAAGAAGAGUGCCCAACUAGUGCCCGAGGAAGACCUGUUGAUGGCGGAUACGCUCGGAUUCACUCCAAAGCCAUUACGUAAACGUAAGAAGGGCGUUUUCGAAGAGGACUCAGAAGAAGAGGAAUAUCACCCGACGGGGACAGAUGCAUCACGCAUAGAAACACCCUCAGAUGGCGAGUCUGAUUUUGGCAACGGCAAGGCAGCGGCAGCCAGACUUCGGAAACGAGCACAACAGGGUGGGAAAGCACCCUCGGGGAGCCAGGGAAGCAAAUCCCGAGGAGGUGAUCCCAAGGUUCGUGGUAAGAGAGGAGGGGCCAGACCAGGAAGUGGACGGCCCAGAAAGUACCCUCGUGCCGCGCCGAAGCCCACCUCUGCCCCUACGACCGAACAAGAACAAGAAAAGGAACAAACAGCAGCGUCGGCCUCAGAAGAGCGUGAGGAGCACGAGGAGCACGAGGACAAGGUGGAGGGCCAAAUCGUGGUGCCAGACACCAUCGUGCCAGGAAGUGUACUGCAGCGGAUAUACCCAACCCAACCCAAAGACAGUAUGGAGGAUGUCGCUGCUACUGAAGAGCACACAGAAGAGUCCAUGUUACUCCAAACCCAACUGGAGGAUGACAUUGAUGAUGAUGAUGAUGAUGAUCAGGACGUGGUAGUUCGUUCGCGAAUUGACCGUGGCGUGCGACAUCGUCGCCCAACAGCCAAGUUGAGAGAUGAUGGGGGAUGGAUGAGCGGUAGUCAAUAA